Messenger RNA from Soboliphyme baturini, 225 nucleotides. The record is from the annotation of a GenBank genome assembly. Lineage: Eukaryota; Metazoa; Nematoda; Enoplea; Dioctophymatida; Soboliphymatidae.
AUGUGGGUUCGACGCGAAUAUGUUCGUCGUGGUACAUCAUCAGACUUGAUCAUUUGUUUUCUAGGCCGCGUCAUGGAUGUGCACCAGAUCAUCACCGGCGCUCUGAACAAAGGUGCAGACGUAUUCGCCGUCGGCAGCAUUCAUGGCCUCAACUUUACCGCCUGCGCCGUUGGCUGCGACAUCGUGAUCCUGAGCAGCGACUUUCACCGCGUUCAGGUCAUUUCC